CGACCUAAUAAUUUGUCUCCAGUUCUUGCGUGCAGUAUCAUGAGCAAAUUGGUCGUCUUUGAGGGAAGCAAUUACUUGCGACAGCGACUGGUAUUAGCUACCCUUAGCGGUAAAAUCGUGCGCAUCAACAAGAUUCGAUCCGACGACGAAAAUCCCGGUAUUCGAGAUUAUGAGGCAAAAUUUCUCCAAUUGCUUGAAAAAGUAACCAAUGGAUCUACCAUUGAGAUCAGCUAUACUGGUACUUCCAUUCUUUAUAAACCUGGUAGCAUCAUGGGUGGACGAGUGGAACAUGAGUGUGGAAACGAGCGUGCUAUCAGUUAUUUCUUGGAGCCCAUGAUUGCAUUGGCACCUUUCUCGAAGAAGCCUUUUGCCCUGAAGCUGCAAGGCAUUACAACAGAUCAUGUCGACGUUUCGGUGGAUAUCAUUCGAACCGUGUUAUUGCCACAAAUGAGUCGAUAUGGUAUUGAGGGCAACGUGGAGUUAAAGAUCACAAAGCGAGGUGCUCCUCCUCUUGGCGGUGGCGAGGUUCUUUUCUCUUGCAACAAUGUACGACAGCUGAAACCUGUCCAGUUUACAGACGAAGGACGCAUUAAACGUAUACGAGGCAUCGCCUAUUGCACGCGCGUUUCACCUCAGACCGCCAAUCGAUUAGUGGAAUCGGCCCGUUCAUUACUGAAUCGAUAUAUUCCUGACGUUUACAUAUAUACGGAUGUUUACAAAGGCGCAGAAAGCGGAAAAUCUCCUGGUUUCGCCUUGAGUUUGGUAGCAGAAUCAACUACCGGUGCACUGUUAUCUGCAGAAAAGGCAGCACAACCGGGUCAGACUCCUGAAGACGUCGGCGUCAUUGCCGCCAAACUGUUACUUGAAGAAGUUCGCAAGGGAGGAUGUGUAGACUCGGCUAGUCAGUGGUUAAAUUUAUUAUUUAUGAUUCUUGCUCCAGAAGAUGUGGGAAAGAUCCGCAUUGGACAGCUAACACCAUUCACCAUUCAAUAUCUGCGCGAUCUCAAAGCUUUCUUCGGUGUUUCCUUCAAGAUUCAACCCGAUGAAGAGUCGAAUACCAUUUUAAUGACAUGUGUAGGCAUUGGUUACGUAAAUCAUAACAAGAAAUCAACAUAGAUGCAUUUUUAUUUCUCAUUUUUCUCUGUAUAUUAAAAAGUUCUAAACGUUUUUCAAUCAUAUUCAAUUAAAUAUUGUGCACUUAUAACAGAG
This is a messenger RNA of Radiomyces spectabilis, 1209 nucleotides long. Its product is annotated as RNA 3'-terminal phosphate cyclase domain-containing protein. Gene Ontology annotation, molecular function: RNA endonuclease activity. Gene Ontology annotation, biological process: endonucleolytic cleavage of tricistronic rRNA transcript (SSU-rRNA, 5.8S rRNA, LSU-rRNA); ribosome biogenesis. The record is from RefSeq and is a predicted model, not a curated record. Gene Ontology annotation, cellular component: nucleolus. Lineage: Eukaryota; Fungi; Mucoromycota; Mucoromycetes; Mucorales; Radiomycetaceae. The coding region runs from base 40 to 1116 and encodes 358 amino acids. The transcript has 7 exons.